AUGCCUCAAAUGAACACUAUUAUCAGCACUUUUCUGGGUAGUUCUACCCCAAAAAGUAUAAAUGAGCCUAGUGGUGUUCCACGAUCACAUCAGUGGUCGUUCAUUGAGGCGGAGAUCCGGCGCAUCCUCCUUGGUUCCAAGUCCUCCAAGAUUCCACCGGAUGCUGAAUUAAGCAAUCCUGAGGUUGCAAAAUGGAUUCGCAUCCUGGCGCUGCUUUAUGGCCGUCUAGGCCGUUUGAGUGGCGGUAACAAAGUUUUUGUCUGCGACAAUGGUGAUGUCGCUGCACGUGAAAUGCUUAGUGCAAUAGAUAGUGCAACUGAACGAGUGCUGAUGGAGGUUUACAUUUUCGACGAUUCACCCCUUGCCGCACGGUUCGUAACAGCGCUGAAGAACGCUGCGAAACGAGGCUGCAAGGUCACACUUAUAAUCGAUGACGUUGGGUCACUCAGCUUCCCGAUUCUUUACCACAACGAACUGUACAAAGCGGGUGUGGAGGUCCUCAAAUUUAAUCCUAUCGCCAACAGGAAGCUUGCUGUAGGAAGUCUGCCAUUUCGAAAUCACAAAAAGGUUUUGGUAGUUGACAAUCACACUGCCUUCUGUGGAUCGAUGAAUAUCUCUAAAGAAUCCACUAGCCAUAAUAUGGGCGGUAACGGCCGUUUCUACGACGUCAACAUAUGUUUGCAUGGACCUGUGGUUUGUGAUCUAUCAGAUGUGGUCAAACGUACGCUGGCGAUGUCAUCUUACAAGUUGGACGACAUAGGGCAAUGUCUUCGUGCAGACCCCGUAGAGGGAGGGGUCAUAGUUCAGGUCCUUGAAUCCGAUAUGUCACGAGUAACCCGGCGUAAUGAUAUUCAAUCGUCGAUUGCAACAAUUCUCUCAAAUGCCGAACACAAUAUAUACCUCACAACAAGUUAUUUUUAUCCCCCUGGAUUUUUGCGUCGUUCUUUGUUGGCCGUCAAGAGGAGAGAUGUCGAGAUACGCAUGCUACUCUCCGGGAAUUCCGACAUCCCUGGUGACAUCAACGCAACGCUGCACGUCCUGCGAAAAUUUUUCAGGAAGAGAGCGCAGCAAACGACAAACAAUUUCAGGGUAUUCAUGACAACUAAAGAACACUGUCAUAGCAAGUAUGUCGUGGUAGACGACGUAUGGAGCUCCGUAGGUAGCUUCAAUUGGGACAGAUGGUCUAGUAGACGUAAUUUGGAAGUAUCCGUCGGCAUAUUCGACCCUGAAACAGCGACCAAGCUGAAAAAUCUGCAGCGCUAUAAGGAGAAUCAAUCGGUUGAAUAUACCAGGUCUCAAUCAUUAAAUCGGUCUAUGCCGCUAAAGAUUUUCGAUUCACUUAUCCACAAACUAAUCAGACUAUCUGGGCGUAAUUGCUUUGACGGUUUGUCCAACCACGGUUUCAAGUUCAGGUUCAAGAAGGCGUUCAUUCGGACCUUCAUAGACGAUUAUGCUGGGGAGCUGAUUGCAAUGUCAAACAUGGCCGGGGUAUAA
Babesia sp. Xinjiang is the source of this 1494-nucleotide messenger RNA. RefSeq names its product Cardiolipin synthase B (gene clsB). NCBI's taxonomy places the organism in Eukaryota, Apicomplexa, Aconoidasida, Piroplasmida, Babesiidae. The record is from RefSeq and is a predicted model, not a curated record. Bases 1 to 1494 code for a protein of 497 amino acids. Gene Ontology annotation, molecular function: catalytic activity. The transcript is spliced from 6 exons.